This is a messenger RNA of Drosophila miranda, 5129 nucleotides long. RefSeq lists its product as uncharacterized. Gene Ontology annotation, molecular function: ribosome binding; mRNA regulatory element binding translation repressor activity; translation factor activity, RNA binding. The record is from RefSeq and is a predicted model, not a curated record. NCBI's taxonomy places the organism in Eukaryota, Metazoa, Arthropoda, Insecta, Diptera, Drosophilidae. The transcript is spliced from 11 exons. Gene Ontology annotation, biological process: negative regulation of cytoplasmic translation. Bases 1104 to 3803 code for a protein of 899 amino acids. Gene Ontology annotation, cellular component: synapse; cytoplasm; neuron projection.
CACAUUCACUUUGCUCAUUGCUCCGUUAGGUUCCUUGCAGUUCGGCUCGGAACACGGCAAAACAGCCGAAAAGAAGAGGCACGAGAAAACAAAAUUUAAUAAUCAAAAUAAUAGUUCAAUGCGAAUGUGGAAUAUUGGAUGGGGGAGUCGGUGUGUAUUUUGAAUCGAGUGUAAAAGGACGGCGAAAAUUACUCUACCAGCAACAACAACACACCAGAAGUAGCGUAGUAGCGAAAGGCGUGCAAAGCAGAAGAAGUAGUAGUAGUGGCAGAGUAACGGCUUCGCGUGUGUGUGAGUGUGUGUGCAAUGUGCUUAGCACCACGCAUGGAGGAGGACGACGACGACAGAAGAGCAGCAGACUAGAUGCAAAAUUGAAAUUAAAUUUCCACAAAUUUUAUGCACGCGACGCGUGUCGGCCCCAAUACUCGGAAACAAACGGGAAACGGAGACUUUACGCUGGCACUACACUUCGGCAGAAAUUGGAAAUUUGCAUCUAUUGACGAGAAGGAAUAAUGAAUCGAUGACUGUUGGCUGCUGCUGCUUCUGCUGAAACCGGCCACAUCUGCCAGCUGUCUCGUGUGUCUUAUGUGUGUCCUGCGUAUCUACCGUCUCCAGUGUCUGGUCCCAGCAGGAGUCAAGUGUGCCCCAAAGUCAAGUCCAACAUUGUUGUUUGCCUGAGGCGGUCGAACCCAACCAAAUCCAACCCCAAAGGGUCGGAGUCCAACCGAAGCUUUGCCUGCGGCUCAGCCUGCGCAGCUCCAACAAUUGAGCAAUUGAGAGCGCAUUAGUGAUUGGGAGAGCGGAUUGCGCGAGAGUGUGAACAAACAGUUCGAGCUAUAAAAGGAAACGCCGUCGGCUGGCUGGUGUUUUUUUGUUGCCCGCUUGCGGCCUGGACUCGCCUGGCUCUCCACAGUGGAAGGAAGUGGAGCAGCAAGAGGAGGGGAGCACAGAGCCGACACGGAAGUGGUGACAUCUGUUUUUGCCGCUUUGUCAGUGCCAUCCGGCUGCCAAAAGCCGAGGCCGAAGCUGCAGUAGCCGACCGAGCACCCGAACACGAGGCGACACGAACACAAGUGUGGAAAUUGGAAUUUUUAUUCAAAACAAUGCCCCUGCUGCAACAGUACGACACACCCGACUGCUCUUCUGGAACUAGGGACAGUGGCAACAUGCGCGCUUUGAGCGGCCUUGAGGCCGGUUCCGCGGACCUGAUGCAAAAGCACUCGACGAUCAACUCUCUGCUUGAACACCACCAACAGCAGCAGCAUCAACAGCAGCAGCAGCUGCAGCUGCAACACCACCAGAAGCAACAGCAACAACUGAAGCAGCAACAGCAGCAGCUACAGCCACACGAUCUGCUGGGCAGACGAAGCACCGACGAUGGACUGAUAUCAUUCAUAAACGAUCCCAUCACACUCAGCGAUCUACUGGGACUUUGCAGCACCACAACUGGAGGAACUGGAAGCGGAGUGGGAGCUGGAAUGGGAUUCGUUGCAGGCACAGGAGCGGGAGCCUUAGACGGAGGAGGAGGAGGCGGAGGAUUGGCCACUGCCCAAGCCAGCAAUCAGAAACAGAAUCAAAACCACACCCAGAACGGAGACAACGGCAUCAGCAGUGGCAGCACGAAUCGUCUGAAUGCCGCUACUACUGCCGUUGCCGCCGCCUCUGGCGAUGGUGUGGGCGUUGGCGUUGGUGUCCAACUGUCUGCCAAUGCAGCCAUCUACUCCCCCCUAACACCCAGCUCCACGCAAUCCUCGGCCUCGCCAGGCACCACCAAGUCGAAUUUCGACUACUUUCAGUUUGAAAAUGUUGCACAAAGUAACCCACUUAAGGCUUUCCAAAGAACAAACAUCAGCUUCGAUUGCUCUGCACCUUUAUCGCCAAGUACGCCUUCAUCUAUUUACAAUCGCUCCUUUCACAGUUCACCUUUGGUCAGCGACAGCAGCAAUUCCUCCAGCGGCAACGGCCUGUCAACCGACUCGAUCAACAUGCUCUACCAGCAGCAGCGCCAGGAGCCGCAGGGCUUCUCAGGCAGCGGCCUGGGACUGAACCUCCAGAAUGCCUCCACGCGCUCCAACACGCCCGAGAGCCAGAACAGCAACCAGUCGAUCAAUGAACCCAAUCUACUGGACAUGAUUAACCUGCUGUCUGUGAAUAGCAACCGACUGGCAACCAUGCAGCAGCAGCAGCAGCACCAGCAGCAGCAGCAGCUCCACCAGCAACAGCAGGUCCAUCAGCAGCUGCAGCAGCAGUACGCGAACCUCAACAGGAACUACGAGCAGCAGCUGUCCGGCAAUGGGAGCCAGCACAAUUUCGACCUGAACGGAGACCUCAAUCAGUGCGGAUUGGAUAACUUUGCCAGCGUGGACAUGGAGCUGGCAAAACUGCAGAAUCUGCAGCGCAUCAACACGCUGAAGCUGCUGCAUGCACAGACGCAACAGAUGCCGCUGCUCAGUCAGCUGCUGCAGAGCUAUGCCGGGAACAUUCCUGCUGCGACCAAUGCAGCCAGCAGCCUGACCAAUCUCGGAGGAGCGGCGAAUGGAUUUGGGCCCAACCUCACGGGGCAGGACGGCGGCAGUACCAACGAUGGGCAUCUGGAUCGCGUGGCCAAGUUCCAUAGGAGCUCCGCGGCCCUGUACGAUGCCACCUGCACCUGGAGCGGACAGUUGCCGCCACGAUCGCACCGAAUGCUCAACUAUUCCCCAAAGGUCUUCCUGGGCGGCAUUCCGUGGGACAUCAGUGAACAGUCGCUCAUUCAGAUAUUCAAGCCAUUCGGCUCUAUCAAAGUGGAAUGGCCUGGCAAGGAGCAGCAGGCUGCACAGCCCAAAGGCUACGUCUACAUCAUCUUUGAGUCGGACAAACAGGUGAAGGCCUUGCUGUCGGCCUGCGUGGUCCAAAUGGACGAUGCUCACAGCGGCAGCAACUACUACUUUAAGAUCUCAUCGCGUCGCAUCAAGUCCAAGGAUGUUGAGGUCAUUCCCUGGAUCAUAGCCGACUCGAAUUUUGUGCGCUCUAGCUCCCAGAAGUUGGACCCCACAAAGACCGUUUUCGUUGGCGCCCUACAUGGAAAACUGACGGCGGAGGGCCUGGGCAAAAUCAUGGACGAUCUCUUCGAUGGGGUGCUGUAUGCGGGCAUCGACACGGACAAGUACAAGUAUCCGAUUGGAUCGGGACGAGUGACUUUCAGCAACUUUCGCUCCUACAUGAAGGCCGUUUCAGCCGCCUUCAUCGAGAUACGCACCACGAAGUUCACCAAGAAGGUGCAGGUGGAUCCGUACUUGGAGGAUGCCUUGUGCUCGAUAUGCGGCGUGCAGCAUGGUCCCUACUAUUGUCGGGAGCUCUCCUGCUUCCGCUACUUUUGUCGCAGUUGCUGGCAAUGGCAGCACAGCUGUGACAUUGUGAAGAACCACAAGCCCUUGACGCGCAACAGCAAGUCGCAGGCUCUGGUGGGCAUUGGCCCCGCCUCGUCGACAGUCUCGCUGGCUUCCUCCAAUCACAGCAACAGCAAUGCAGAGCACAAGAUGCCGCAGCAGCAACAUAACCACCACCAUCAUCAUCAACAGCUGCAUCACAACCAGAGCCACCACAACCUCCACCAGCACCAGCAACAGCAGCAACAGCAGCAGAAGCAUCACCAGGUCAAUCAUCAUGGCAAUCUACAUCAGUCGCACUCGCAGCAGUCGCAGUCCGGAGGAGGAGGCUAUGGGCUGCUGGGCAAUGCUGGAGCCGCCGCCAAUGCCACGGCCACUUCAUUGUACAACUUCCAGCAGCAGCUCCAGCAACAGCAGCAACACCAGGCGAUCUAAAGACAUCCUCCCAUCUUUUAAGCGUACCGUUUUAACGUGCUUCCGAUACAGCGUUGAGCGUAGAUCGCAAGCAGAGAACAGCGCAUUCCCGGACAUUAUGGCCGACACACUAUCAUUGCAAACGACACAGAGAUACAGAGUUUUAUUGAUGUGUAUAAAUAUCUAUAUGUAGAACAACGGUACGAGGUAUGAAGUAUACGAUUAUACGCGUUGAUAUAUCCCUUAAAUCUUAAGGCUUAAGGUCCCUUAGUGUCCCCUCUUCGGACACCCAAACACACCCCCAAACAAGACACAGACACUCACUCUACACACACUACUACUUUUUGUACUAUUUCUUUGAUAAUCAUGCUUACAUAUCAAACAGCAUUUGGAUCAAUCGAUGCUUGAGCGAUGAAAUGAGCGAUUUCAUUUACCCAUCAUAACCUCAAUCAAGCCACAAUACUAUAAUAGUUACUUUUUGGCUAAGAAAGCUGUUCGAAACCUAUUCUAUAUUUGGUAAUUGUCUAAUUUUAAGCUAACGUGAGAGGGCGUGGAGUCUGGAUCGAGAAUCAGGACUAGCUUCCCGCCCGCCCGCGAGAUUGGAGAAUCUCUUUUUUGUUAUUGUUUAUUUUUUUUUUUGCGCUAUUAUUGAGGAAUUUUAUGUGGUUUCUUUUUACAUAGCCAAGGCCCAUACAUAUAUCCAAUAUAUAUAUAUUUAUGGACUGUCCGUUGAGCGUUAAUCUAUCAGGGAAUUUCAAUUUUUAGAAGCAUUUUUAAAAAUUGUAAAUUCAUUUACCUUUUGCCCACCCCUCAAAUACCCCCAUUUCUGUCAUUUAUUGAAUUUUUUUGUUACACUUGAGUUUUUUUGAUUUACGAGAUUUUUUUGUUCAGUUUUUUUUUUGUUAUUUUGAAUUAGUUUUAAGCACACAAACACACACCAACAGUUACGCGCGAUGCCUGAUCGAUUGUUGAACUUUGUUUUAAGGGAACUUUAAGAAUAUAAUUAUCUUGCGUUUGGCUUUUUUGGCUGUUCCAGUUUUAGAGCGCCACACAUCAUGGCGCUAUAAGCUUAUUAUCUCUAUGUCUUACAUUAUUUUUCAUGUAUUUUGAGAAAGGAUCUCCAGUGCUUUAACCACUUAUUAUCUAUAUACCUAUACACACAUCACGUAUGUAGCCACGAAACAAACACACACUAAUCUUACAUACAUAUUGUACUUAACAAUGCUUUAAUUUAAUUCAUUUUUUUGUACUCUUCUAUUAGAAAAAAAAAAAAACGAAAAGAUCACACACAAACACACGUAUUCACAAAUCUAAAACAAAUAUAUAACACAAUAUUGCCUUUUCCAA